AUUUAAGCACUACUAAGCUUUGUGGAGAAUGGUUAACAAGCAACCUGAAACUAGCGAUUCAACAGGGGAACAUGACACUCCAGUUCUCCACCUCACCACUAACGAACCCGAUUAUAGUGAGCUCCACCGAUUUUCAUUUGCUGGACAGUUACUCGCGGAGGACAGUGAUAUCCGUAGCGGGUUAGUCUAUGGCAUUUUAAAGAGUGCCUGGAGACCGAAAGGAGGACUUGAAGUGCACGAACAAUCUAAGAACACUUUUAUAUUUAUCCUCUCGGAUGAAACAGAGAAAAACAAAAUCUUUCGAGAGUCUCCUUGUGCAUGGCCUCCCAAAGGGAUGUAUGACUCUGGAGAAUGUCCAGCGAAUUGGGUCCUUAUUUCCCCGUUUAAUCUCAUGGGACCAAUCUACCCUAAGAGAUGUGGGAUGUUGGGCCAUAUACAAAAGUCCUGUGAUGACUUUAGAUGGAAGGAUGAUGACAGCAACUACAUCUCUCAACCCAGACCACAAUAUGGACCACAGUUGAGGACAGUAGCCUACUCACCCAAAAAGCAUUUUGGUUCCAUCCAAGAAGGGGCCAAAUCUCAACCAAUUUAUCAUGCAAAACUAUUACCAAAAGCACUAGACAAACUGGAAACUAGAUCAUCGUCCAACCCCACAAUUUCAACACAACAGAGAACGGCCAUCAAUGAAGAAGACCACUCAACGAUGAGACGUGAAGAACAACAAGAAGAAGAGCGCGUGAACCACGCUCCUGCCCUGUUAUCCCCAGCAUUAAAUGCCUUUGAAGGGCAGUCACCGAGUGAUAUGAUUACCUCUUCUGAUUUAAGUGCAGAACCUCCACCACCCUCAGGUGCCACGCAACUGAAUAGGCUGCUUCUAUUAAAUGAGGUGAUGACAACACCACAAUGCUUUGGUUCAAGAAAGCUUCCAGAUUCUCCUAGCGGCAUCCAAGAACAAGCCACAGCUCAGGGAGGGUUUUACAACAGUGCCGAAUUGGGCUUAUUACUUUCCCAUAAAGUUGAAGCCCAAUUAUCUUUGGGUAAUAAGCCCUAUCUUGGGAAAAGACGGAGAUGUGAUACGGAGCCUUCAGGAGAACCUGUGAAACAAGCUUGCAUAUUACCUCAUGAGGCAAUUGGGCAGCCUUGUUCUUCAGCCCAAUUACAAGAAUCCCUAGCCUUGGGAAGAUCCGAGUUCCACAAGAUCGGCUCUGACCAUUGCCCUUUGGUCCUCUGCUUAAAGGCCAUCCCUACCAUUAUAAAGAAGCAAUUCCGAUAUGAACUGAAGUGGCAACUUCAAAAUGGCUAUGAUGGAGCGGUGAUUCAAGGAUGGUUGACCAACCGGGUUGGAUCCCCUCUUUUUAAAAUGAUUACGAGGCUUAUCCAACCAUCAGUUAUUGCAGAAAUGAAUCAUGAGCUAUGUUGUUCUGUCUCAGAUGAUGAAAUUCGCUCCAUUGUGUUCCAACUAGGAGCGUUUAAGGCUCCAGGAGUGGAUGGAUUCUCAGGAUGCUUCUACCAACAACACUGGGAUAUGGUUGGCCCUGAUGUAUGCAAGGCAGUUCGACACUUCUUUGAUCACAGCUUCAUGCCACGAGAGAUGAACAAGACUAGAAUUGUUCUUGUCCCCAAAAUUCAGAAUCCUGAGUUUGCUUUUAUACCUGGUCGGGCCAUCCAGGACAAUAUCUUGAUUGCACACGAAGCCUUUCACAGGCUGCAACUUAAGAAAUCUGGUAAGCAUAAUGUGUUGGCUUUGAAAUUAGAUAUUCGCAAAGCUUAUGAUAGUGUUGAUUGGCACUGUUUGGAAAGUAUAUUGAAAGCUCAUGGCUUCUGCGAGAAAUGGACCCAGAUGGUGAUGCAAUGUGUCUCCACAGUAUCUUACACAAUAGGAAUUAAUGGCAAUCAAACCCCUUUCUUUGCUCCCCAACGAGGACUCCGACGAGGAGACCCGCUAUCCCCAUAUCUUUAUCUCUUUAUCGCUGACAUUUUAUCCCGUCUCUUAUUAACAGCGACAGCGGAGAAGAAGAUUUCAGGCUACAAGAUUCGAAGAAGAAGCCCAACAAUUAGCCACCUCCUUUUUGCAGAUGAUUCCUUGGUUUUUUGCCGAGCUACAGCCCAGGAGCAACAGGAUGAGAAGAAAGUUUGUUGGGUGGGAUGGGACCGACUGACUCAAAGCAAACAUGAUGGCGGUAUGGGAUUUAAGGACCUCCAUUGUUUUAAUAUAGCUAUGUUAGCCCGGCAGGCUUGGAGGAUAUUACAAAAUCCUAAUGCCCUAUGGGUUCGAGUACUAAAAAGUUUAUACUUUCCAAACUCCUCCUUUUUUGAUGCAAGGAAAGGAAGUCACCCAUCGUGGGCGUGGUCAAGUAUUCUGCAUGGAAGGAACCUUGUUCAACUCGGAGCAAGAUGGAAUGUUGGCAAUGGACAAGACAUUUUGAUCUACCAUGACAAAUGGGUUCCCACCUUACCUGGAUUCAAGGUAACUUCUCUCCCGACAAAUAACUCUGUCUUUUCGUAUGUAUGUGAUUUGUUUGAUGAUCAUGGGGACUGGGCUGCCCCUAAACUCAAUCAACUCUUUAGUAGUGAGGAAUGUUGGGAAAUCCUUAAAAUUCCAACUGGCUCUUGUUGUGACUCUUUUAUCUGGCACUAUGAUAGAUAUGGAAGAUUCUCAGUUAAAAGUGCUUACCUCCUUGCAAUUCAUACUAGCCAAGAAACUCAUCCGAAUCAUGUCAAUCCAACCUUUUCUUCAGCUGAAUGGAAGCAUUUAUGGAAACUGAAAGUACCUCCGAAGAUCCGGGUUUUCUUAUAGAGGGUCAUUCUCAACUCUUUGCCUUCAAUGGACAAUCUGGUAAAAAGGGGGAUUGUUCAAGAGGCGUUAUGCCCCUUUUGCCAUUUAACUGAUGAAACUAUUAUGCAUUUGCUCUUCUAUUGCCCUCAUGUCGAACCAAUUUGGUUUGGUUCAGCCUUGGGUCUUGACCCGCGACAACUGGGGGUGGAUUGCUUUGUGGGUUGGUGGAGGUUUAUUAAGAAUGUCUCGAAGCAGAUGCACCUUUCUUCUCUGAUUGAUUAUUGUGCUGUUGUUUGCUGGCAUAUUUGGAAAGCA
This is a messenger RNA of Rubroshorea leprosula, 3091 nucleotides long. NCBI's taxonomy places the organism in Eukaryota, Viridiplantae, Streptophyta, Magnoliopsida, Malvales, Dipterocarpaceae. The record is from the annotation of a GenBank genome assembly.